AUGCAGCAGCCUCCGAAAGUGAUCGACCUGCACUACAAAACGGAUGAGGAGCAGCCUGCAAAUACGUACGUCGGCAGCCUCAAGCGUGACGCCAACUUGGAUCGAUUUUACAGUUCCAACAUAACGUCGUUACUGCAGUACAAAUUCCUUAAACGGCAAUCUAACCUCUUCACUCUCAACGCGCACACAGGUGUUUUGAAAACUGCUGUGAAAAUAGAUAGAGAGACGGUCUGUCCUGUUCGAAUGGACGUUUGUAGCGUCAAAUUGGAUGUGGCCGUCCAACCGAUAGAAUACAUAAAAAUUAUUCGAGUAGUUGUGGUGAUUGUUGAUGUGAACGACCACACUCCAUCAUUUGCAUCGCCCGUUCUUGAAUUUGAAAUUAACGAAAGCACCGCUCCAGAUUCCGCCUCACUCACCAACACUGCAAUUUCAAAAAACAGUUUGUCGCCCUCCCAAUUGAAUUAUUUUGACGUCGACUCUGAAAUUGAUACUAGCCCUGCAUUCAACGUUAAAAUAAAAGUGACGAAAAAGUUAGAUCGAGAAGUUAAAUCUGUCUACCAUUUGGUGGUAAGCGCCAUUGAUGGUGGAGGCAAACGAGGCAGCGUCAAAGUUGUCGUCAAUGUCAUCGACGCCAAUGAUAACAUUCCUACUUUUGAACGCACGCACUAUGAAGUAUCCAUCAAAGAAAAUGUACCCAUAGGUUAUCUCGUUGAAACUGUUAAAGCCACCGACAAAGAUGAUGGUUUGAACGCUGAAAUAAUUUACUCGCUAGAGUCGGGCGGAGUGGUGACCAGGUCAAAAAGCAAAAAAAAUAUUGCAUCGUCAUCUGUGGCACUACCGUUUCAAAUAGACAACAAAACUGGAGCAGUCUUCACGUCCGGUGUCAUUGACUUUGAGGAAGUUAUAAUGUACCGCUUGAUAAUAUCGGCUCGUGAUAUGGGACCUGACGCUGUUCAAGUAAGCGUACCACUCACUGUCUAUAUUGAAGAUGAAAAUGAUAACUCGCCGGAGAUAUCCUUUCACACGCUCUCUUCAAGACCUGGAGAAGCAGAGGUCUCGGAGAACAUGAAAAUUGGCACGUUUGUGGCUUAUGUUUCAGUUUUCGACGCUGACCAUGGUUUGUUAAGCUUAUAUUUUUAUAUUCAUGUCUUUUUUUAUUUAUACGCAUCAAGCGAUGCGUUCUUCAUUCUGAAGAAGAUGAACAACAGGGAGUUUCAAAUUUUGACGGCAGCCGUUUUCGAUUACGAGAAAAUAAGAGAGUUUCAUUUGAGCUUCAUAUGUUCCGACAAUGGAGAUGUCCCAAGAACGUCCUCGCAAGCUCUCAAGGUCAACGUCACAGACCUCAACGACAACAGUCCUCAAUUUUCAAGCCAAAAGUAUAGGGUUUCCGUUAAAGAAAAUAACGAAGUGGGCAAGCAGAUCAUUCAGCUGGCAGCUUCUGAUAGGGACUCCAAUUUGAAUGCGGUUAUAACUUACUCUCUGACCAUCAAGGAAGCGCCUGCAAACAGCAUCUCAGAGGAUGCGGUCUUCUUGAUCAACAACGAAACUGGCCUCAUCACCGUUGCCGCUUCAUUGGAUCGUGAGAAACAAGACAAGUACCUAUUGGAGGUUACCGCUCAAGACGGUGGUCAGCCGGCCAAGUAUGACGUGGCGUACGUGCAUGUCACCGUGCAAGAUGUCAAUGAUGAAAAUAUGAAAGCUCACAACAGAACCUACCUCCAUAAAAAUAAUUUGUUCUACGUUUCAACAAGCGUUCAACGCAACGAUGUCAUCGUACGAGUCGUAGCCAGCGACCUCGACAGUGGUGAGAACGGGCGAGUAACUUACGAAAUUAUAUCGUGCAUUGAAACUGACGAUGCUUCGUUGAAAAAUCAUAACCAAAUAACAACUGAAGUUGGCAGCAUUUUUAGUAGCAGUAAUCAAAACUUCACUUAUGAACUGACCAUCUUAGCCAGUGACCACGGCAACACCAGUCUGUCUGCUCUAAUUAUAUUGCGCAUUUUCGUCAACGAAUCGUACACGCGAACAGGCCACUUAAUCGUUAAAAAGGAAGAUGUUCACUUGAAAGUCGUCAUCGCAUUCUUCUGUGGUCUGGCAUUAGUAAUAUUUGUUUUGUUGUUU
Molecule: messenger RNA, 2121 nt
Organism: Helobdella robusta
Lineage: Eukaryota; Metazoa; Annelida; Clitellata; Rhynchobdellida; Glossiphoniidae
Exons: 8
Biological process (GO): homophilic cell-cell adhesion
Cellular component (GO): plasma membrane
Molecular function (GO): calcium ion binding
Source: RefSeq, a predicted model, not a curated record